Molecule: messenger RNA, 1276 nt
Organism: Xiphophorus couchianus (Monterrey platyfish)
Lineage: Eukaryota; Metazoa; Chordata; Actinopteri; Cyprinodontiformes; Poeciliidae
Gene: rbm18
Product: RNA binding motif protein 18
Exons: 7
Coding region: 278-883 (201 amino acids)
Molecular function (GO): RNA binding
Source: RefSeq, a predicted model, not a curated record
AAUCUACGCCAUCACCCUGCGCCUUUGUUGUCAGGCUGGACCCGAGCGGAUGUGUUUUCUCUCGGAGCUAACAAACUCAGUCAGUUAUUUAGGUGGACAAUUGAGAUCUGAGAUGAUUGCAGUGACGUUUUGACGCCACUGGAUCAUCCCAAAAGUGGGAUUGGAGUGAACAUUAAAUCGUAGGACUUGUUGUUGAAGAAGAACAAACAAAGAUAGACGUGAUUUGUUUUGCAACAACAGGGGAAGUAUUACGUUGGAGAUCGUUCUUAGGGUACACAUGUCGUCUGCAGCAGAGACUGUGGAAAAUGCCUCCAUUAUUGCAGAGAGUGCGUCUCAUGAUGGAAACCGCCUGUGGAUUGGCAACAUUGAUCCCAAAAUCACAGAGUAUCACCUGGUGAAGCUUUUGGAGAAGUUUGGCAAAGUUAAACAGUUUGACUUCCUGUUUCAUAAGUCCGGGCCUUUGGAGGGGCAGCCACGUGGCUACUGCUUCGUCAAUUUCAGCACCAGAGAGGAGGCAGAGAGGGCGAUCCAGUGUUUAAAUGGAAAGCUAGCUUUGUCCAAGAAGCUGGUUGUGCGCUGGGCGCACGCUCAGGUGAGGAGGUUUGAAGGUUUUCGCAAUGAGAAGACGAUGCCUGCAAGCCUGGAACCGUCAUGCAGUGGUUCAACAGAGGCAGGCUCUAUUACAACAAGCAACCUCAGCACGAGCGCUAAGAUACGUGCCAUUGAGGCCAAGCUCCAGAUGAUGGAGGAGAAUCCAGAUGAUAGCUACUCGGGCCCGUCGGCCUAUGUUUACAACAAACCGCCUGAGAGGAAGCGCUGGGAGCCCUACUCUAAAUCGCACCACAGUAACCAGAGCAGGCCCUUCCGCAAGUUUAGGAGAUGACCCAUCCUCCUGCCUGCUCUGAAGCCCUCUACUCCCCUCCUCCAUGUUCUGCUCCUAAUUCCCCCCCACCAUCUCUCUCACAGACUUGUAAAUUUGAGAAGAUUUUGAAGCUGCAGCAGAUGAACAGCACCAGGACUGUGGAUGAUGUGUUUAUUUUUACUGCUGUGCCAGCGAUCUGACUGGCUCAUCUAUUAAACUGCUCUUUCACUCGUGCGCAUUUCUAAUGCAGCUCACAUCUUCUACACACAUCUAAUCUUUGGUUUAACAUGUUUUCUUGUUUUCACUUCAUGUUAUUUAAUUAUUAAAAUGUGUUGGAUUUGUGUUUGAGUUCUACUUUUUUCAUAAUCUUUCAUUUGUUCAGGUAGACUGAAGUAUUAAAGCACAAGCUGCUCG